AUGAAGUUCCUCAGGCCGUAUCUAGCAUGCGCAUCCUUUGCUACAGCCACCCUCGCCGCCACAUCUCCUGUCAUCCACUCCAAAGCUGGUGUCUACCAAGGACGUUACCUGGAAGAGUUCGACCAAGAUAUUUUCCUUGGUGUCAAGUAUGCGCCGAAGCCUGUACGCUUUGCUCCUGCUAAGCUAGUCGCCGAUGCACCGGAGGCGCAUCAUGAUGCUACGCAGUAUGGCCUGGAUUGUACAGGAUAUGGCGGAGACACGAAUACGCUGGUUGCUGGGAACUGGACGAAGCUCGGAGAGGACUGCUUGAACUUGAAUAUUGUCAAGCCGAGGACAAACCAAACUGGAUUGCCGGUGUUGCUUUGGAUUUAUGGCGGCGGGUGGCAGCAGGGGGCUACCAGUGACCCACGGUACAACAUGAGUUACAUUGUCCAGCAAUCGGUGCUCAACGAUAAGCCCGUCAUCGGCAUGUCCAUCAACUACCGCAUGGCAGCAUUCGGUUUUCUUUAUAGCAAAGAGGUCGAAGAAGCGGGUUCCCAGAAUUUGGGUCUAAGAGAUCAGCGACUUGCCAUGCAGUGGGUUCAUAAACAUAUCUCGUCUUUUGGUAGUGACCCGACCAAGGUAACUAUCUGGGGCGAGUCUGCGGGCGCAUACUCCGUGGGUGACCACAUUGCCGCAUACAACGGCGAUAAUGAAGGGCUCUUCCGUGCGGCCAUUCUCGAAAGCGGCAAUGCCGUCGGUGCGCCUCUUAACGGAACAGACUGGUACCAGCACAUGUACGAUAACCUGACCCAGUCGGUCGGCUGUGCAAGCGCUACAGACACGCUACAAUGUUUACGCGACGUGCCUUACGAGACCAUCGCACCAUACGGCUACCUGGGUCUCGAAUGGUUCCACGUCAUCGACGGCAGUUUCAUCCCACGAUAUGGCCAGCAAUCGUUGAAAGAAGGCAAGUUCACCAAAAUCCCCCUCAUCCUCGGCACCAACACCGACGAGGGCUUCGGUGUAAACGGCGUAAACAACGAUGCCGGCGCUAUCAACGAACUCGUACACUCCAAGCGCUGGAAUGUGAAUGAGACCGUCGCAAAGAGACUGCUGGAGCUGUACCCGAAUGACCCGGCACUUGGUGAGCCGUACGGAUGGGGAAACAGGACGUGGCCGCAGUAUGGACUGCAAUACAAGCGGUACCAGAGUAUCGCCUCGGAUUUGACAAUGUAUGCUCCGAGGAGGUUGUUGGCAGAGAGUAUGAGUAAGCAUGUCGACGGAGUUUAUUCGUAUCGGUGGGAUGCGCCAAAGUUCAACAAUACGCCGGAUAGCAUUGGUGUCAAUCACUUCUCUGAGAUACCCUUCGUCUUCGGCAACAAGGAGCAGCAGCUCACCCCGCUGGGAAACACCCCGGAGAAUAUUGCGCUCUCGAAACUCGUCAUGAGGAUGUGGACGGCGUUUGCCUACGAUCUUGAUCCGAACGGGCAUGGAGUCCCUCAAACACCCAUGUGGCCAAGCUACGCAAGUAACGCGACGAACUUUGUUUUUCGGAAAGACGUGAGCUAUAUUGAGGCGGACGAUGAUCGGGAGACAGGCGUGGAGUACAUCAACAACUUGGUCCGAUAA
Molecule: messenger RNA, 1611 nt
Organism: Pyrenophora tritici-repentis Pt-1C-BFP
Lineage: Eukaryota; Fungi; Ascomycota; Dothideomycetes; Pleosporales; Pleosporaceae
Product: PnbA, Carboxylesterase type B
Source: RefSeq, a predicted model, not a curated record